Molecule: messenger RNA, 2301 nt
Organism: Fusarium venenatum
Lineage: Eukaryota; Fungi; Ascomycota; Sordariomycetes; Hypocreales; Nectriaceae
Source: RefSeq, a predicted model, not a curated record
AUGAAUCCUUGCGCACCCACGUUCGUACCGACCUUGGAGGAUGGCUCUUCUAACGAGGACGAUCCCCUACCUCUGCCAACGAAAAUGCAUCGUUCAGCUCAGAAUAUCCUCCUAAAACCACGCCAGAGCAUUGAACUUCCUUCUAUCACUAUUGACCCGGACAAAUACGACACAAUGUUCCCUGCCCUUCAGGGAGUUGACAGGCGAAGUGUUCGAAGUCCAAGACUGGUAAAGAAGCGACAAGACAAGAGAUCCCAGGCAUCCAAGCUGACAAAAGGCCAGGCCCGACGAUCAAACUCGGAUGACGAAGAGCAGACAACCGUUAAGUACGAGAAGUCUGAGAAUCAGAAGGCUGAGAGUGAGAGCAGCAAGGUCGAUGGUGAGAGUGUCAACUCUUCUUCUGAAGAGGUAGAAUACCUCAAGCCAACUAUCUACACUCCGAAGAAGUCCCUAGAGCUACUCAAACCAACCGUCUACACUCCUCCAACUUCGUCUCGAGAGAGCCAUCGAGCCAGAUCUGGUGUGGCCAAAAGAACCGGGAGAUCAUCUAAUUUAAGAAGCAGCACUACAUCUCCCAGACGCACGUGGAGGCCCUCUACUCCUCAUCCAGAAGGCAAGCCACGAGGACCAAAGUCUCAUCGUUCACUUACCCCUAUCAACAUACCAACGCGAUAUCUGCCUUCUGCGCCUUUCCCACCCCUCUCUUACGGUCAGUGUUAUCCUGAAUGCCACGGUCAAGUACAUCACCAUAUCGACUACCCACCGUUCGUGUCGCCGCCCAUGCCGCCUCUUAUGGUACCUACCAUGAUGCCGUUUGCAGCUUGGCCAAUGCCUCCGAAUAUCGGAUGUCCCCCCGAUUGCGAAUACCAAUUCGAACGGGUGUAUGGACCUCUGCCGAAUGAAGAUGGCGGCGCACUCUAUGGACCGCUUCCUCCACAGGCCUAUCUCCAUCCCCAGCCGCAAUCUCGACCACCAAUGCAACAACAGAGUCGAAUAGAAACAGAAUACGAUUCACACCCGCGGUCUGCUUCUCGUUCGUCUACCGAGAUGGAUGAUCAAAACCGCCCCUCUCAUAUCAGGUCGGUCAAAGGCCACCAUGGGCAAAAACCAAACAUGCUAAGUUCCGUUCUAACCGCCAAUGGUCCUUCUGGUGCCACACACUUGAAAACGCAGGUUGAAAAGAUCAAGCAGGAGAGUAGAGGGAUGAUGUCGGUGCCUGCUGGUAAAGACCGCCAACUUCUUGGCGUUGUUUGCAACGAUGACACCAAGCGGGAGCAAAUCGGCAAGGAACUUCGAGAGGUUGCUGAAAAAACCAAGACCACCGGUUUCAUUCCAACACGACAAGUCAAAUCUGCGCAGGAUUCUCCCAGCGUCUCUAGAGCUGCCAAGAUCAACAUUAAACGGGAGAGUCAAGCCCAUGCUCAGGAAAAGUCUCGAGGUACAGAUCAGAAACCUAGCAACCCGCCCCAGAACGCUCCCACAGGCCCAGCUUCUACGCGCACUCUAGCUCAAUCGUUUAGCGCAACCGUGAAGAAGGCUUUGAACUUGAAUGUAUCCGAGUCUGGUACUUGGUCUCAAUCCAAAAGCUGGACCAGCUUCGCUACAAGGGAGCGUCAGGCCUUUCAGAAGAUGAUGGCUAACCUGCGCUACAUGAGCGCAGACCAAUCUCCAUUUGUUCCUCAAAGCCCGGCAGAGCUGACGGCUUUUAAAGCAGCCCUGGCGGAAUCGGAGACGAAGAAACUCGGACAAAAGGUACAGCAGCGUCUCAAGGAGACCAACUCCAAGGAUGUUGAAGGUACCAAGGAUAAGAAAAAACCCACGAUGAAACUCUUGGGUGGUAAGAAAUUUGAGGACCAUCUUUCACCUGUUUUCGCAGCCGUUAACUGCUUCAACAAAGCACGGAUGAUGCCGCCUCAUGGGGCCGAGUGGCCGUCUCUUACAGAACUGAAGGAAGAGGGAGACAAACGUGCUAAUCGAGAGGGCCGAUGUUUGCCUCUUCCUCGAAUGGGUCUUGUUGCUCACAGAUUCUUGCACUGGGAUGAUGAAGCAUAUGACUCGGAUGGGUCAAUUCAUUGGGACAAGAAGGUUGUCCAACUUAGACUCAGUUCUCUGUGCCCUAUUACCGGACACGAGCCUUCUAUGCUUCCACCACCUGAACUUCAAACCGACGAGGCUCUGUUCUUACCUGCUGAUUUGCUUCAUGAUAUUGACAUGGUCGAUAUUGAGAAAGAGGAGAAGGAGGAGGAGGGCGGAAAGAGCUUAAAGAACAAGAAAGCUGAAAAGAAGGAACUUUCAAAGUAG